Molecule: messenger RNA, 1899 nt
Organism: Aureobasidium subglaciale EXF-2481
Lineage: Eukaryota; Fungi; Ascomycota; Dothideomycetes; Dothideales; Saccotheciaceae
Exons: 4
Coding region: 1-1899 (632 amino acids)
Molecular function (GO): phosphatidylinositol binding
Source: RefSeq, a predicted model, not a curated record
AUGUCGACCACACACCUAAGUCCGGAGCAGAGCAGUGCUCUGUUCGACCUGUUGACCCACCAUGCUACCUACGACGAGAUCUCGCAGUUCAAGUCGCCCACCGCAAUGCAACAAUAUGGUCCUCCAUUCCAAGAUACCAAGACCACAUCCACACCGAUCCUCCAGUCAUUACUGUCUAAAUUCAUCCUACCGUUACCAGGAUUACGCGACGUCUCGCCAGACUUCUGGAAGGUCCGCGUCGAGAACAUGGUUGAAGAGUUGGCCGCUGCAAAUCUGAGUGAGAGUUAUGAUAAGGGUGUACUGGGUAUCCGCAAGACCUUGGCCACUGCCAUCUCGGCGUUGAUGGAGUACCCGGCUAGAGGAUGCUACGGUGGCAUUCAAAAAGACGAGUCCGCCUUCAAGGACCAACACUUCGACCCCACCAAGCCUGACGAUGUGCUACGUGCAUGGUAUGUCUUCAUGCAGCAGCUUGUCUACGGUGACCUUUUCGACAAGUUAUUCGCCAAGGCUGCAGAGACGGACGACCUACGCAAGCACGACAGUCUGGUCCAAGCCGCUCAUGAGUUUGUUGUUGUAAAUCUUGCGUCUUUCAUGCAUUACACCCUCGUGGUUAGCCCUGAGGGUCCUUCAUUACUCCGCAUGGUCGAGAACGUACACAAGCUUGCUCCAUAUGUCUUGAUGAGACAGACGCUACGCGUUGGUAACGUCGCUACUAUGAUUAAUGGCAUGGUCAGAUUGAUGCUUGCCAAGGUCAGUGUCGGCAGCUUGACCAACUGGAUGGGUAUCAGUAGUGGAGCAGACGAAGGCAUGAACUUGAUGCAACAAAUCAUAUCUACCGUCCUCGGUUGGGACAAGAAAGAGCUUAAGAAGCGACUUGAAAAGAUCGAAAAGGACAAAGACGCACCUUCAAAGGAACAACGCGAAGCACUUCGAGAGUGGAUGGACCAGAGUCGACAAGAGCAAGAAGAAUGCCGCAGACGAAGCCAGGAGCAGUCCAUGUCGAUUGUAUCGACCAUUCUAUCAUUGUCCUCAGCGAGUCCAGACCUCAACGAGAAACAACAUAAACUGGCUCUGGAGUUUCUCUCACUCAGUCUAGCUGUUCGUGACAGGAACAAGAUCAUCGAUGUGCUCUGUCAUCACAGUCCUGAUCAUCUGACACAAGCUGUACGUGAUGGUGUAUCUGCUUAUGAACCCAUGAUCAGACAAGUUCAUCAAGCCGUUGACCUCAGCGCUACUGUUGCCGACUUCCAGGCUUUCAUGGACGAUAUGAUUAAAGUGGCCAAGCCAAAGAAGGAAGGCAAACCUCCCAGUGUCGAAGACUUUGUACAUUUGUUGCACAGCCACAUGGGUGCCUCACAUCGCUUCAUCCAUCAAGUCGCAAAGAAUGGCAAGGAAGUCACUCAGUGGUUCAAGGAUUACGUCCACAAGGUCACCGCGAACUUCAAGCAACAACACUCACCCUCAAUCUUCGACUCUCUAUCCACGGCCUUUGACGGACUCAAACCCGAGGAUCAAGAAAAGGUCCGCAAAGAAGUCGACUCCUCAAGAAAAUACCUAGACGCACUAUACGCCUCUUCCGCUGCUAGAAUCAGCGAUGUAAUCAGCAACAAGGCUUCCACACCAUACGGUCCCGGAGCUUAUCUGGCUAGAUGGCAGGAACUGCUCGAUUCGACUCUGGUGACACCUGAGACGGCCAAAGGACCUGUCCGUACGGGAGCCAGUGCGAGUGUUAAGCAAGAAGCCAGGAGGGAUGUUGAUGGUGAAGUCAAGGAGUCUGGUGUUGAGGUUAAGCAGGCGGAUAAGAUUGUGGGAGACAAGACUCCUGAGGCGCCGUCGUCGGAGAUGACGAUCAAGCUUUUGGGACCAAAAUUCAAGGAGUUGUUGCUGAGUGCUAAAUAG